AUGCCUUGGCCGAAGCUCACUCCUCUCCAAUCCCGCUUCGCCGCCUCCCUCGCUGCCACCAUCCUCCUUAUAAUACUCUACUUUGCCCUCUCCAACCCACACCUUGCAUACGCAACCGACGUCGAUGCUCUAAUAUUAGAAAGACAUGGCCCCCCGGAUUUAAUACUUAUAGAUACCCAUGAGCAAAUUUCCGUACAACGACUUGACGCUGAAGAUGGUGUUGAUAUUGAGCGUAGGGCGGCACCUGGAACAGAGGCUCUAGCAAACAAUGUUGCCAAGUUGAAGAACAUAAAGAUUGGAGAAACACAGUAUUGGGUAUUUCCCAAGGAGGCAGUACAUGGUCCCAAAUCUCCGCCUACACCGGGCUUGCCGUCCGAUAUAAGCGUUAUCCUGAGUGGAGGUACGACAACUCCAAAUAACAACUCGGGAGAUUCCGAGGACUCAGAUGAUACGGAUAAUAAACUCGAAUUGGGCAGCAGGGAUACAAAAUUAUCUCGUCGUUCUGUUUCCGUAUAUAUCACUGCCAACACUUGCCUUCAACCAGCACUUAAUGCCACCCGUGCCGCUAAAGAUGCCGGGCCCCCUCAGUUGGAACUGUACGUGUCUACGAGCAAGACGUUUGACAGACCUGGUCCACAGUACAAGGACAACUCUGCUGUUACACACAAACCCUUUGACGGAGGCUAUGUUGCUGUAAAUCCUAACACAGACGGAGACGUAUACAUUGCCGUUUCCGCUCCAAGCAGCACCCGGUACUCAGGGAUAUAUAAUUACGAAAUAGCAGCCUCCAUUGACGCUCCGUUCCAUGGACUUGAGAAUAGGACUUCUUUUCUCUACUUUGUUGAUGGGGAUAGUGAUGCUGCUCUUCUCCAAACAAAUGAUACGACACGUGAACCACCAGAGUCUGAAAUAUAUAAACAGUGGCUUGCCCUCGAUCCACCUCCUUUUACGCUAUUUGCACAUAAUAUGAAUGAUUCAGCCAUUUUGGGCCUUCAACAUUCAUUUUGUGGUCUGCAAAAUAAUGCACAAAUAAGCAAAAAGCAGAAAAGCUUGGAUGUUGGUAUGACUGCUCGUGGUAUGGACCAUAAACCCAAGCAGCAGAUCUAUGCUCAGGGACUCAAUCGCAGCUCUGUUUACUAUGGAUUUUUGGCCAUGGAAGGAAAUUCAACUAACUACGGGAACAAAGUGGUUGGAGGUGGAGGAAAGGUGUGGAAAGCAAUGAAUUUCACAACAAAAACAGAAAACAAUUGCGCUAUAAUAUAUAAUCUGAAGUUCUGCUCAGAAGUUGCCUAUGCAGUCCCAUCGAGCCCUGACCUCAGCGUUACUCAACUCAGCGAAAUUUAUGACACACAAGCCAAGCAGUUAUUCCAAAAUUUCAGCUAUUCUCUUCAGCAAGUAUCCUGCAAUGCUCCUGCAACCGAGCAGUACUCUCUUGCAACGAACUGCACUCAGUGCGCAGGUGCCUACAAACAAUGGCUUUGCGCCGUCACUAUACCCAGAUGUCAAGACUUUUCCAGCGACCUUCCAUUUCUUCGUCCAAGAAAUACUGGCCAACAGUUUCUCAACGGCACUGUGCUACCAGACGACUACUCAGGCCGACUGAAUGUAUUAACCAACUCUUCUCGAAACCCGCUUAUCGACAGCAAAAUAAAACCAGGGCCUUAUAAAGAGGUUCUUCCCUGCCAGGACUUAUGUCAUUCAUUAGUUCGAAGCUGUCCUGCGUCAUUUGGAUUCGGAUGCCCCACAGGCCAAUGGCUGAACUACUCCUAUGGGCAACGAAGUGCCAAUGGAGACAUUACCUGCAGCUAUCUUGGGGCCGCAUACUUUUUGAAUUCGGGCUGGAAGUCCAUGGAUGGAAUGAAGUUUAUCUUUUCCUUUACACUCGUAUUUUGGGGGCUUGUCUGGGGAUUUUUGCACUGGGACUGA
This is a messenger RNA of Nannizzia gypsea CBS 118893, 1926 nucleotides long. RefSeq names its product calcium influx-promoting protein ehs1. The transcript has 2 exons. Gene Ontology annotation, molecular function: calcium channel activity. Lineage: Eukaryota; Fungi; Ascomycota; Eurotiomycetes; Onygenales; Arthrodermataceae. Gene Ontology annotation, biological process: calcium ion import across plasma membrane. The record is from RefSeq and is a predicted model, not a curated record. The coding region runs from base 1 to 1926 and encodes 641 amino acids.